CUAAACCCUCAGGUCAAAGAACAUUCCUAGACUUUUCCGCAGGAGCAAAUUCGCAUUCCAUGGCUUCCAUCGAAUCCAGGAACCACUGCAUCGGUAACGAAGAACAAAGAAGACACUCUUGGUACCUUCAACCCGACAUCACCCCACUCGUACAAAUAAAACAAAAAUGUCCUGUCGAUCGUCAGUGUAUCUAUCGAUCGCAGAUGUAACACAGUCUGUACCUGCGUAAUGGGAGAAGUCGCUGUUUCGUCCAUCACUGCACAUUUCGAGCCUGGAGCUCACAAGUCUUACCGAAUGCCUCCUCUCCUCAGCAAGUUGAUUCCGCGGAAAAGCUCAACCGAUGGAGAACGUCGCUUUUCGACAAUGACGUCCUCUGAGCCAUCAAGUUCGCCCUCGGAGUGUGCACAUGAGCCUAUACGGCCACCUGGGAAUCCGAGGUCACUGGAAGGUUUGUCAGACGAGGAUAUUGAGGUCCAGUUUGCCGGCGUCUAUCAAGCAAUUGUCACGCACGUGCACAAGUUUUAUACCACGGCCCCAUUGGAGAAGGGAGCGUAUCAGUCGGCUAUUGAACACGCAACGACGGGUUUGGGCAUCUCGUGGCGACAAUUACUUCCGCUCUUGAACGACCCGAAGACCAGACUGGGGACACUCACUUUAUGUAUCGCUUGGGCAAUUCUUAGCCGGAGUCUGUUGCUAAAAUUGGGAUUGAGUGGUAUUCCGGGAAGCUCGUUCCUACCUCCGGAGAUAGUGGAGUGUUUCCAAAGCUUCUCGGUCGGAAAAGGCGCUAUUGUGUCAGGCGGUGAUGAGAAAUGUCAAUGUCACCUCGACCUAGGAUUGAUAUCCCGUUGGAAACAAAUAACCGCCGAAUUACUUCGUGAGACGUAUGUCGAAGACGCAUUCUCUCAUUUCGACUCGCGGACCAUCAAUAUCGAGCGCGGCGUAAACGACCUCUAUUCCCUCCUCCGAGCAUACUCAGACACUUCGAAGGACGCGAUCGACGCCCGGACGACCGAUCUACGCAACGUAUUGAAGCAAGGGGCGAGAUUCGCGUUUACUCUAUUCGGCACACCGACCUUCUGGCAAUUCGACUGGAAAGCACCCAACGAGCCUGACGAGAAGACCUCAGACACAUAUGACGAGUGGCAUCCAGUGCCGAGGAGGCCGGCAGAGAGGGAACUGACACCCGAGGAUAUCGUGAUCUGGCCGAGUCUCGUAAGAGCGAUGGAUAAUGAGGGGCAUUAUGUCGAGAAUUCGGGUGGGCCGGGUAUUGGGAAGAAGAUUCACCUGAGCCAGUUUCAAUGAUGGUUUGGAGUGAUAUCACGAUUGAUCUUGUAGGAAUGACCUCGUGUAUCAAACAUACCGAUGUGGCUUGUAUUAGACAUAGACAAAAGCGCAGAGACAAUUCGAUGGCGGGGAGACACACCAAAUGUUGAGCUCAAACCCCCCGUUCUUUCGGCCUUUUCCAGAGAGCAUAGUAUUUCACUGAUUGAAGUUCAAGCCAGUAUGGGAUAUCCGUAGCUUAGUGAAGCCAAUACAAUUAGGGCACUAAAUGCGCUAUGUUUCUUUCAGCGUAACCUGUGUAGGGGAAGCCAAAGAGGUAUCAGAAGUACAAGGCAAAGGGAGCAAAAUAAGCACUGACAAGCAUAUUGGUACCAAUCAAAU
Molecule: messenger RNA, 1662 nt
Organism: Aaosphaeria arxii CBS 175.79
Lineage: Eukaryota; Fungi; Ascomycota; Dothideomycetes; Pleosporales
Exons: 2
Coding region: 229-1302 (357 amino acids)
Source: RefSeq, a predicted model, not a curated record